This is a messenger RNA of Mytilinidion resinicola, 1170 nucleotides long. RefSeq lists its product as uncharacterized. The coding region runs from base 1 to 1170 and encodes 389 amino acids. The transcript has 2 exons. The record is from RefSeq and is a predicted model, not a curated record. NCBI's taxonomy places the organism in Eukaryota, Fungi, Ascomycota, Dothideomycetes, Mytilinidiales, Mytilinidiaceae.
AUGUCUUCCAACAACAAUAACUCAAAUAGCAAGAAGGGUAGAAAGGGUCGCCGGGGCCCAAACCGCGACGGACGCCAGGGCCAGGGCCAGCCACCUCAGCAGCAGUACUCUCAACCGCAGUAUGGUCAGCAAGGGCUCCCGGGAGGCCACUUCACCCAGCCAAGUGGCGCUCCAGCUGGGCCUAUGAACCCCAAUGCGUCGGCCUUCCUGCCACUACCUGCGUCUUUGCCGAGGAACCCCUUCCUUCCUCCACACGCCCCGGACAUAGUGCCAGCGUCGCUAAUCACGCAAGUCCGAGCCAAUAGCCCAAAUGACUUUGGUUCAACUCCGUACGUGCCUGGACAGGGCCUGCGUUACCGACCUGCGAAGCAAAUACAGCAGGCCAGAGCCCCCAAUGCCCCUCCAGCGGCUCCUUCCAGCCGGCCAACUGCACACCAAGGUGCUUCGCAGGGCAGCCCGUUGCCACACGAUUGGGAGAAUCAGGAUCAGAACCGCAACCUGGGUCAAGGCCAAGGCCAGAACCGGCACCAAGAGCAGCCUCCUCCUCGCCCGCAGCCUGACCAACAAACACCGCAAGGCUCCCGACCACCCACCCCCAUCACUGACCCACGAUACGUCCACGCCUGGGCCCCAGCAUCCACCACCUCCGGCGGCAGCCAGCGCGGAGGCUCCGUAGCUACCAGCCGUCCCGCAUCAUCCCACAAUCCCCCACAACCGCCUGCCAAUCUCGUAGACCUCUUCAAGCCCGCGCCCCCACAGCCUCCUACCCACCUCGCGAGUCUCUUCAAGCAGCCCCCCUCGACCACCUCAACGCCCACAAACACCACCACCAGUAUCCGCCGCUUCCUCGAAGAGCCCGGCCGCGUCGUCUACGAGCAGCAGUACCCAGCUCUGCGUGAGCUGAUCAUGCGCUUCAUCGCGUACGCGCAGCAUGACCCCACGGGGCCUACGGGAAUGGACAGGGUGGCGAUGCUUCGGGUUUAUGCACGCGGACUGAGGGAGCCGGAGGUGGCGCAGAGGCUGGUGUAUGCGGUGAGGGGGCGGACGGACGAGGUGGAGGAUGCGCUACUUGUGCGGGUGAUUCAGGAGGAGAGGGAGAGGAUGAUUCGGGAGGGGGAGGGGCAAGGGGAGGGGGAGGUCAAGAAAGAGGAGGAGGAGCGUGAGGAGUAG